This is a messenger RNA of Babjeviella inositovora NRRL Y-12698, 1095 nucleotides long. It is a transcript of the gene RPL4B, whose product is annotated as 60S ribosomal protein uL4. Bases 1 to 1095 code for a protein of 364 amino acids. Gene Ontology annotation, molecular function: structural constituent of ribosome; RNA binding. NCBI's taxonomy places the organism in Eukaryota, Fungi, Ascomycota, Pichiomycetes, Serinales. Gene Ontology annotation, cellular component: cytosolic large ribosomal subunit; ribosome. The record is from RefSeq and is a predicted model, not a curated record. The transcript has a single exon. Gene Ontology annotation, biological process: translation.
AUGUCUGCUCGUCCACAAGUUACCGUUUUGGCCAUCUCUGGUGAAGCCACCACCGUCUCCCUCCCAUUGCCAGCUGUCUUCAAGGCUCCAAUCAGACCGGACAUUGUCCACUCUGUUUUCACCGCUGUCAACAAGAACAAGAGACAAGCCUACGCUGUCGCCGAAAACGCUGGUCACCAGACCUCUGCUGAGUCCUGGGGUACCGGUCGUGCCGUCGCCCGUAUUCCACGUGUCGGUGGUGGUGGUACUCACCGUUCCGGCCAGGCUGCUUUCGGUAACAUGUGUAGAGGUGGUCGCAUGUUCGCUCCAACCAAGACUUGGAGAAAGUGGCACGUUAAGGUCAACCACAACGAGAAGCGUUACGCUACCGCGUCCGCUAUCGCUGCUUCUGCUGUCCCAUCUUUGGUUUUGGCCAGAGGUCACAGAAUCGAGUCUGUUGCCGAGGUUCCAUUGGUUGUCGCCGACGACUUGGAGUCCGUCACCAAGACCAAGGAAGCCGUUGCUGCCUUGAAGUCUGUUGGUGCCCACAAGGAUGUUGUCAAGGUUAUCAAGUCCAAGAAGUUGAGAGCCGGUAAGGGUAAGCUCAGAGGUAGAAGAUUUACCCAGAGAAGAGGCCCACUCGUUGUCUACGCUCAGGACAACGGUUUGGUCAAGGCCUUCAGAAACAUCCCAGGUGUCGAAACCGCCAACGUUAAGUCUUUGGGUUUGUUGCAGUUGGCCCCAGGUGCUCACUUGGGUAGAUUCGUUAUCUGGACCGCCUCUGCUUUCGCCGCCUUGGACUCUGUUUGGGGUUCCGAAACCACCGCCUCUGUUAAGUCUGGUUACACCUUGCCAGCCAACAUCUUGGCCAACUCUGAUGUCACCAGAUUGAUCAACUCUUCCGAAAUCCAGUCCGUCGUCAGACCAGCUGGCCAGGCCACUCAAAAGAGAACCCAGGUCUUGAAGAAGAACCCAUUGAAGAACAAGCAAGUCUUGUUGAGAUUGAACCCUUACGCCAAGGCUUACGCCGCCGAGAAGUUGGGCUCUGCCAAGGUUGUCCAGUCUAAGGUCAAGCCAUCUAAGGGCCAGUUCGCUGCCGUCUUGAAGCAGGAUUAA